Molecule: messenger RNA, 2049 nt
Organism: Spodoptera exigua (beet armyworm)
Lineage: Eukaryota; Metazoa; Arthropoda; Insecta; Lepidoptera; Noctuidae
Source: the annotation of a GenBank genome assembly
AUGGACGCGGUAAUUAAGUUGCGAGAGUACCUGGCCUCGUACGGUGUGUUCGAGUCAGAGCAAGAGACUCAGCACCGUUGUAAGGUGCUCGGCACCCUGCACCAGCUCGUGAGGCAGUACAAAACAAAGGCGCUGACAUUGACGCGCUGUGCGUUGCGACGGCACAUCGAGAGAAGGAGUAUUUCUCAGCACUUUAUACUAUUAAGAACAGGUCGAGGAAUUUAUUCCAAUGCGCUGGGCUACCUGGGCGGCGUGUCGUGGGCCAUGUUGGUCGCUCGUACAUGUCAGUUGUACCCCAACGCACUGCCUGCAACCUUAGUUCAUAAGUUCUUCUUAAUCUUCUGCCAGUGGAGAUGGCCACUACCAGUUCUGCUAAAGCGAGUCGAUCCCGUCAGACUUGGUUUCCCCGUUUGGGAUCCGCGAGUGAACUUAGCGGAUCGGUACCACUUGAUGCCCGUAAUCACUCCUGUUAACCCACAGCAGAACUCCACGUUCAACUACAAGUGCUACUUAGUACUGAUGGCCUCCUUCGUUAGCCCGGACAACCAGCUGCAGUGGAGUGGGCUCGUCGAAAGCAGGAUCCGACAUCUAAUCGCUACACUUGAGCAGAACACCUCUAUCGCACUCGCUCACGUGAACACCGAGUGCUUCAACUCUGCGCCCCUCAAUGCUAACCACUGGGCAGCCUCCAGCCAACUGCUGCUCAAUGACCGGUACGUGCGUCGCAAGCAGUUGAACCAGUACCUGCCGGCCUCCCUGCUGCGUCGCGAGCGCACCUCCCCCGAUACCAACAGCUCUUUAUCGACACCCUCACCCCCGCCCGUGCCCUCACCACCUCCUGUGUCCCUCGACGCAACCGAGCGACUCCCUGGGAGGAAACAAACUGGAACAAUUGUAUAUCUAGUCUUACCUAUAUUUACAUCACACAUAUCUUCUCUUAUACUCGAUCUUGCAGGUCCAUCAUUAGUGGCUGAAGAUAAAACAAUAGAAUUGAAACAAUCUAUGAUCGCUCUCGGAGCGUAUGAGUCGAAGUCAGAAGCAAAUCGUCGGGUGGAAGUGCUCGGUGCCCUACACCUACCGGUGCAGCAGUGGGUCAAGGAGCAAUCCUUAAAGAAGGGUCUGUCUGCUUAUGUGCCUCAUUCUGCAAUUGGAUACAUAUGUCCAUUUGGAUCCUAUAGGCUGCGAGUCCACCCAAGAUUUGCUAAAAUCGAAUUAUGCGUUGCUCCGCAACACAUACAAAGGAGUGACUUUUUCACUUCUUUGUACGAAUUGCUAAAGGGUCAUCCACAGGUGACGGAACUGCGAGCGUUAGAAAACGCUUUCGUUCCAGUCAUCAAGAUGACCUUUAGUGAAAUAAGGAUAAAACUCUUGUUUGCAAGUCUGGAUCUCCCUAAAAUUCCAGAUAAGACAAAACCUUUGCUAGCUAACCACGCCCGGUACGUGCGUCGCAAGCAGUUGAACCAAUACCUGCCGGCCUCCCUGCUGCGACGCGAGCGCACCUCCCCCGACACCAACAGCUCUUUAUCGACACCUUCACCCCCGCCCGUGCCCUCACCACCUCCUGUUUGUGUGAACCAACCUCAGUCUCCUGAGCCUUCUCUUGAGUCUUCCUUAAUAGUAGCACACCCACAGAGAAUAGUUGUUUCUUUGAACCUUCGGGACGAUGCGCUACUUCAACAAUUGAAACACAAGUGGGUGCGCUCUGUAUACUGCUACCGAGUCACGGAGAGCCGAGGUUGCGGGGUAAGCGCACUGAGGCACCGCGACCUCGGCCCAGAGCAGGAGAAGGAACAGGGAGGUCGCGGAGUAUUCUCCAACACACUUGGAUUCCUGGACGACGUGUCGUGGGCUAUGUUAGUGGCUUAUACGUGUCAGCUGUACCCUGACUCCCUACCGUCCACGCUGGUGGACGUUUCGCGCUUUUUUGAGUCGAUGCAAAUUGUAACCACAUUGGAUACAAUGUGGUUACAAUUUGCUGGGCUGGGCUUUUUGUGUCGCCACACACAAAAAGCCCAUAGUGCGUCGCAGCGCAAAAGGAGCUCAGCUUAA